Molecule: messenger RNA, 1627 nt
Organism: Podarcis raffonei (Aeolian wall lizard)
Lineage: Eukaryota; Metazoa; Chordata; Lepidosauria; Squamata; Lacertidae
Gene: NFKBID
Product: NFKB inhibitor delta
Exons: 11
Coding region: 1-1386 (461 amino acids)
Biological process (GO): regulation of gene expression
Cellular component (GO): nucleus
Molecular function (GO): protein binding
Source: RefSeq, a predicted model, not a curated record
AUGUCUCCAGGAGACUCCCAAGCAGGACAGCAAGGCAGCAGCCCUCUCCUGCUGCUAUUGCUCCACACAACGGGCAUUCAGUGGCUGUUGCUUCUGAGCAUAGAGGUGUCAGGAGCUUGGCCUACACUCAAGUACCCCCGGGAGUUUUCGAAGCCAACCGAACAGCCAGACACCUCAAGCCAAGCGGCCUUCCCUGCCGACUGCCACUACCAGCCAGUGGACCCCACCAAGAACUACCUCCUUCCACAUCCAGGGCCCCAGUAUGGCAUCAUCAACCCCUUUACUUCUUUGGAUGCCAGUGUUUAUGGGCCUGCAGGACCUAGUACCACCGAGGCAGUGUACGGUUCCAAGAUGGCGUCAGCGGUGGAUUAUGAGACGGCAGUCUCUGAAACGGGGCCUUUGGACCUCUUCCCCGCUCCUGGGGGCGUCUGCCUGCAGCAAGAAAUGAAUAACCCAUGCCUCCUUCCCGAGGAGAAUUUCCCGGCCUCAUCCAUGGAAGUGGAUCCUGGGGAACUGGCCCAAGCUCGGGCGGAGAUCCGGAACACAGAACUGCCUCUUCUGCUACAUCAAGAUGAGGAUGGAGACACGUUUCUGCAUCUAUAUGUGGCCAAAGGACACCGGCCGCUGGCAUAUGCUACCGCUGAGGUAUUCCGGGAGUGUGGCCAGCUUGACGUCAAAGAGCACAGGGGAAAGACUCCGCUGCUAGUGGCGGCUGCAGCAAAUCAGCCUGGGAUCGUGAAGGACCUGAUCAUGCUGGGAGCAGACGUCAACGCUGCAGACCAGAAGGGGCAGACUGUGCUGCACCUUGGCGCCACCUAUGGGCUGCCCAGUGUCAUUGAGGCCGUCAUGGUGACUGGCAUCCCAGUCAAUGUCGAUGCCAGAAAUUUCGAAGGUCUGACCCCCUUGCAUUGCGCUGUCAUAGCUCACAACGCUGCCUUCCAGUCCCAAAGCAUGGAUCCAUUGUCUCAGCAGCAGCUCCAGAACUUCCUGCUCUGUAUUCGCUUGCUCCUCGAACUCGGGGCCAACUACAAGAGCCAGGAACUGAAGAGCAGCAAAACCAUUCUGCAUUUGGCUGUCCAAGCUGCAAACCUGCCUUUGAUCCAGUUCCUUCUCCAGCUUCCUGAAGGAGAACUCCAGAACUUUGUCAAUAUGAAGGCCCACGGGAACACCGCCUUGCACAUGGCCGCUGGUCUGCAUGGACACCCCUUUCAGGAGCAGAUUGUACGCCUCCUGCUGCAUCACUGGGCUGAUCCCAGUGCGCGGAACCUGGAGAACGAACAACCAGUUCACCUGUUGGCACCAGGCCCAGCAACAGAACAGCUACGCCUGUUGCUUAGGAGUCGCCGUUUGGGCCCCGGACCAGCUCAUCUCCCCUCUUUCCCAUGAAGACCUCCUGUCAAGCUACACUCCUCGGCAGAACACCGUCUCUUUUUCAGCCACCCAGGAAGUGAAGGAGUGUCAAUUUGGGGGGCGUUGUUGUUUAUGUUGUUUUAUCUUAUGUGACAAGGAAACUUUGCCUUGUGCUGCCUGUAUUUAACUAACUUAUUGGAUAGGGAGGGUUGUGUGCCUGACUUUCCUUGCUGAUGCCGGCCAAUAGUCUAUCCCCAGUGGUGCCAGAUUAUCUCCC